Molecule: messenger RNA, 1630 nt
Organism: Mercurialis annua (annual mercury)
Lineage: Eukaryota; Viridiplantae; Streptophyta; Magnoliopsida; Malpighiales; Euphorbiaceae
Product: phloretin 4'-O-glucosyltransferase-like
Exons: 1
Coding region: 9-1508 (499 amino acids)
Molecular function (GO): UDP-glycosyltransferase activity
Source: RefSeq, a predicted model, not a curated record
GCCAACCUAUGCUCUUCAAGUGCAUCCAAAUCAUCUCUUAUACCCUCUCUCUCUCUAGAUUUCCGCAUCACUCUCUCUCUCUCUCUCUAGAAAUGGUUCAAGCACAAGCUCACUUUCUUCUGAUAACAUUUCCAGCCCAAGGACAUAUCAACCCAGCUCUCCAAUUCGCCAAGCGUUUAAUACGCAUCGGCGUUCGCGUUACUCUCGCUACUUGUGUAUCCGCCGCCCGUCGCAUGACCAACGCCUCUUUCCCCGACGGUUUAACAUUCGCUACAUUUUCCGACGGGUAUGACGACGGCGUUACAUCCGAAGACGACCGUAUCAAGUACAUGUCGGAGCUCAAGCGCCGGGGAUCAGAGACGAUAAACGAACUCAUCAUUGCUAGUGCCAAUGAAGGAAAGCCCUUCACUUGCUUGGCGUACACGCUAUUACUUCCUUGGGCAGCCGAGGUGGCGCGUGCUCAUCACCUCCCAUGGACACUUGUUUGGAUUCAGCCCGCUACUGUUCUCGGAAUCUAUUACUAUUACUUCAAUGGGUAUGCAGAUGAGUUUGCUAAAUGUAGUGACCCUUCUUACGCCGUUCAGUUACCGGGAAAGCUUCCGGCAUUCGUCAGCCGUGACUUGCCGACGUUUGUACUUCCGCCUAAUACUUACCCUGCUAUACUGUCAACAUUUCAAGAGCAGAUAGAGUUACUAAGUAAACAAAAUAAUAUUAAAAUACUAGUCAAUACUUUUGAUGCAUUAGAAUCUGAAGCAUUACAAGCUAUCGGUAAUGACAAGUUCAGUCUCGCCGGAAUUGGGCCGUUACUUCCGUCUGCUUAUCUUGACGGGAAAGAUCCGUCUGACACUUCAUUCGGAGGCGAUCUUUUUCAAACAUCGAAAGAGUACACAAAAUGGCUCGACUCGAAACAAGAAUCAUCAGUGGUUUAUGUAUCAUUCGGAAGCUUAUCCGUGUUAUCCAAGAAACAGAUGGAAGAGAUUGCCGGAGCGUUAUUGACUUGUAAUCGUCCGUUCUUUUGGGUCAUACGAGAAGAUCCGAACCCGAAUCAAGAAAAGGAAAAGGAAGAAGACAAUGAGUUGAGUUGCAGAAAGGAAUUGGAAGAGAAAGGAAUGAUAGUGCCAUGGUGUAAUCAGGUAGAGGUUCUAUCGCAUCCUUCGGUAGGAUGUUUCGUGACGCAUUGCGGGUGGAAUUCGACGACGGAUGGGCUAGUAUGCGGAGUUCCGAUGGUGGCAUUUCCGCAAUGGACCGAUCAAGGAACGAACGCGAAGCUGAUUGAAGAUGUUUGGAAGAGUGGAGUGAGAGUUGCACGUAACGGAGAAGGGAUAGUUGAAAGUGAGGAGAUAAAGAGAAGCUUGGACUUGGUAAUGGGCGAUGGAGAGAAAGGUGAAGAAAUACGGAAGAAUGCAGAGAAAUGGAAGAUAUUAGCUAAAGAUGCAGUCAUGGAAGGUGGCUCUUCGGACAUUAAUCUUAAGGCUUUUGUGGAUCAGGUUAAUGGAACAGACUGUUAAUUUGUAGUAGCUAAUGUUCUUUAUAUUUAUUGUAUUCAUUGUGGGGGAUGAAAUUCAAUAUUUCUAUGAUACUUUUCGUAAAAUGAAAAUAUUAAUCAAAUAAUUCCAUGGUUGGUUAUUAA